UAAAUUUAAAGCAGGUUACGUAUCCGAAGUAUCGGGCGUUCUAUUAUGAAUAUUUAAGUAGGAAAGAAAAUCCGAUUGUUUACCAACACGGAUUGGAAGUUUGUGAAUUUCAGCAAUUUUUGUAGUGGAAAGUUUAAGCCUACCACACAUCUUUCACAGUACACUAGCGUAACAGCAGAAAGGAUUCAAGAGGGGGGAGAAACUAGGCUGGAAAUAGUGACAAAUACACAGGUCGCCUUAUUUAUUGGCGAUUAGUUACGACCUCUUCGUGUUUUGUGUGUAACUUGAGAUGGUGGGACGCGCUGUGAAGUUACCCCAAGUGGACAUGGGCUCACAGCGAAUAGGCGUACAACCAAUGUGUCAACGUGACAAUGCCACAGUUACCAACGAUAUAUGAAUAUUUAGAAGAUGUAAACUGAUAUUGGAGACGCGGUGGAUGAUGAUUAAAGACGUGUUUGCUGAAUAGGGUAACUAGGUACCAGGACGAGAAUUACUUCACUGCCAAUACCGACCCUUGGACGACGAGAGAUGCUGUACUUGUCAAACUCGUGAUAAGAUGCUGGUUUUUAUUUAAAACAGCUGGUAACUUGUAUGUAAGCGUGUAGUUUCAGGGGGCCUUGAACUAAGCCCUAUUUUGCUGGUAUUUAUUUUAUUUUGAAAGUAUGUGACUCACUGAACAUAAGUUGCUGGUGGAAUUACUCAAACUAUAUAAAACAUCACUGGGGAGCAACGUAGACGCAGCUGGUGCGUCGACAGACGACAAAAAUGGGAGAAAAUACUAAGAUCUGACGUGAAAGGUCGUGGAGUGGAAUGGCUGGUGAGACAGAUUCAAUGGCAGGAGAAUCCAGUGAAUAUUCGGAUUCUGAGUCUGAAACUCCUACCGUGGGAGUAAAAUCCGACUGGAAUUUCAACCGUGCCUGUGCCAGCAGCAGCCCAAUUUCAGUUCUUCGUCUCGCUGAUUUGGAAAUCUCAGACGAAGAAUGUUUUUGCUCCCGCCUGGCAGAUGUGACUCCCUGGGACUACGACGAGUCGGCCACAGCAGUCCGAGAUACGGACAACAGGCAAAAACAUGGAAAACAUAAAAGGCAUAAAGAUAAACACUACAUGUUACCAACAAAAGCAUGGGGUGUAUCUAGAAUUAAAAAGUCCACAGUCGAGCCGGAUCCGUACCAGUUUCAGCAUUAUACUAACUACAGACAGUACAUGGAAGAGUACAGAACGAGGCAUGGGUACAGCGCCAAGGCAACAACACCAGAAAAGAACAAACAAUUGGAAAAUGGACUGGGAAGUAGUGACCCAUAUUUUCAGAAGAUAUGUUAUAUUCUACAUAAUCUUCACAGCUUUGCGUUUAUAAGACAAGCGAGGUCUAUGUUGCAGAGUGGACAAGGUCCCAACGAGGCGACGGAAAUACCCAAAGAGGCUGAAGGCGUUCCAAACGGUGCUGCAAACCAAAGCCCAGAUGAAACCGUGCCGUUGCCAAAGUCAGCUCCAGCCUCACAAUCGAUACCUGCCGCACCGUCUUCACAAACUGGAACUGAGAGUCCCAUGAAGCAGAAACCAUGUCAGGACGAUCCACCGACAUCGCCGCGUAAACCUCAAAACACUACCGAAAAAUUACCUCGGAAAACUAAGUUCAGCCCUGAGAGUAACUCCUCAGAGAGCGACGGUCAUAGCAAAGGUAAUGGGGAUUCUUUUGCCAAGGGGAACGUGGACAUAAGUCGGAGAUCGGUGCUUCCAAAAUUAACACCUCGACGAGGGGAACCUGGAGUACGGCUUGCUCCUGAAACGAUAGCUUUACGACCAUCUGCCGAUUCCGAGGAGGCCAAACUCGGUGCAGGAAACCCCGUAAUCGCCAGCUACGUCACAGACAAUUUCAGGGAGAAUAAACAUUUGCCAACACCUUCCAACCCACUGGAAGAAUUUCGCGAACAUGCCAGAUCACAAAAACGAAAAACGUUUGGAUUAAAAUCUGUCCAUUCAGUUGACAUUUUAAGUGUGAUAAAAAAAUAUGCAGCAAAAGCGAGAGAACUAUAUCCACAGUUAGCGGCAACGGGCCCUGGCAUCGACCCGAAACCGAUCACAGUACGAACUUUGGGGCAGCCAGCUCAAAGACAGUUGCCAAAACUGAACGUCAGAUCUAUCCUUUUAAAAAGUGGCGAUCACCAAAAUGGCACUGACAAUGGUGGCAUCGUAUCGUCUGAAGGCGGUAAACCGCGAAAUCGUCCGCCUACACCGAUGCCUAAUUUACUCCUUCAAGCUCUGACUAACCCCGAGCAAUAUGAACAAUGUUUGGCAAGGCUAAAGCAGGCGGAAGAUUUGGUGAGGCCGCGCCUACCCAGUAGCGACAGUGAAGACGGACAGGGCAGCAGCAGACUAACUCGAUCUGAUAGCUUCAAAUGGGAGCUCGGGGAACUGAGAAAGGCGUUCAAAAGGAGGGACAAGAUGAAAUCCCCCCUUUCAAAAUCUGAUCCAACCGGUCAGUCUCUAAAGCAGAACUCCGAUAUCAACAAGAAAUCUUUCGAUAAUCAAAAAAUUUCAUUCAGUACCACAGAAGGAGUGUAUAAGUAUAAAGUCCCUUCUAAAGAACGGAAAGACCCCAAAAAGCUUGAUAUUACUGGGUUUCCUUACAGAACUCGAGAACAGCACGAGGCUUUCUAUGCACGAUUGAAAAAAUACAAAGCACAGGACGGAUAGAGUGCAGUGAAGUGUACAUUGUAUUAAACAAUGUGUAAAUCGUAUAAAUCCAUCUGACCGAUCGCCAGCCAACACGUUCUUUUUCGCUCGGCAGUUUAUGCACUGUAUAUCCAGGGGUGGAAUUUUCAUCAAAUGAACAUAAUAUCUAAAACUGUUUGAUGCCUUCAAUUUAAAUCAGGUUUUAACGAUUGUCUUUAAAAAACAAGGACGACUUAAAAAUUAUUAAAAGUACCUCUACUGUCAAAGUAAUUUGUUUAAUCAGACUCACGGUCCUUGCAAUCACGCGACCGAUUUAUUUGUUAGUGCAAUGGAUCAGGUUAAUGGUUUACUUAGCGUUGAUUCAACCUAGGGUCAUUCGGCUUCUGUACAUCUUGAGCGAUAUGACCUCAAGUAACCUAAAUAAACAUGGUGCUACAAUGGGUAAUAUUCAACGAAAAUAUUGAAUAAAAAUACUUUUAUUGAUCA
Messenger RNA from Lingula anatina, 3159 nucleotides. RefSeq lists its product as uncharacterized. The record is from RefSeq and is a predicted model, not a curated record. NCBI's taxonomy places the organism in Eukaryota, Metazoa, Brachiopoda, Lingulata, Lingulida, Lingulidae.